Molecule: messenger RNA, 2013 nt
Organism: Hymenoscyphus albidus
Lineage: Eukaryota; Fungi; Ascomycota; Leotiomycetes; Helotiales; Helotiaceae
Source: the annotation of a GenBank genome assembly
AUGGAGCAUCGAUUUCCAUCGAUUUCACCUUUCCUUGAAUUAAUCGAGCAGGAAAGACGAAGCCCCAACAAGAUCAUACUUCGAGAUCAUACCUCAGGAGUGACAGUAACAGCUGGGCAGCUAUUGUAUAGUGUUUCUCUGCUGCGUAAUAAAUUGGAUAAAGCACUACUACAUAAUGGCUACUAUGAAUCCGAACAUAACGGGGAGAAGUUCAUCUUCCUGAUUGCUCCCCCAGGCGUGCAAUAUCUGGUAUCAAUGCUCACUAUUUUCUCUCUUGCAGCCGGAAUGUCGGCACAGUGUAAGUCUUUACUCUUGAUGGAUAACUCACGAUGCUUAUUCCGAGUUAGCGAUUGUUGUAAGGCCAGAGGAGGUGAAAGCGCACUUCAAGGUCGCUAGACCUAUCGGACUACUCUACGCGCCAGCCUUUGCUCAGAAGGCUGAGGCCAUCAAGAAAUUAUGUGCUGAAAGUGACAGCGGAAUUGAUCCAAACCUGCCAUAUGUGGAAAUCGAGACUUCUUUCCCCGGAAGUUUUGAAUCCCACACUUACGUCCUAGAAGAACCAUUCGAGACGGAUCUUCUUCGCCUAGGUACUUUGUUCUUUACUUCAGGAACCUCUGGAGCUCAAAAAGGCGUUGUUCACUCCUACGAGGCUCUCUUAGCAUCUGCGCGGGAGCGAAUAGAAACCUGGAAAUUGACAGAGAACGACGUGCUCCUCAACCAAAAGCCAGGGAAUUGGAUGGGCGGGAUUUUUGGAAUUAUUCCGAGCUUGAUGGCUGGCUCUUGCUUGUAAGUUGCACUCAAAUCUUCUUUAUUGGAGCGUUGACUUGCACUUCAAGGAGUGAAUCUUUGAUCUUUCUGAAUUUUGCUAAGUCUACUUACUUGGCCAACAGAGAGACCUGUAUAGAUGUCUUUAACCCCAAAUGGUUCUGGGAACGCAUCAGCAAGGGGGACGUAAGUAUCUUUGAUAUCGCACCCACAGGUUAUGACAGGCUUGCCCAGUACUUUGAUGAGCACAUUGCUGUACUCCCUCACGCCCAAAAGGAGAAGUACAUCCGUGGAAUGAUUGCGACACGAUGCGCAGGUGUUACAGGAUCAUUAAUCCAACCACGUAUCCAAGAGAGAUGGACCAAGCUUCGUCGUGGAAAACCACUGUUGAACUUUCUUGGUUCGACAGAGGUAACACUGAUAUGCAAUAUGAAAUGGGAGAAUCCCGAUUAUCCAGAUAUGGUAGAUCUUCUAUAUCUUCAAAAGCUGUAUGGGAAAGCUGAUUUGAUACCAGUGCUCAGUUGGCCCGGCGGUGCCAGGAGUCGAAGUCAAACUCGUGGAAGGAGAGAUGCGGCUCAAGGCCCCAACAAUGUUUUCGCAGUAAGAACCAUGACUCACGUACUCUGGUUCAUUGCUCAAACAAUACCACUAACACUGAAACCAAGCUAUAUUUCUGAUGAUCCCGCUCAAACCAGGAAAGCUUUCGAUGAGGAAGGGUUCUUCAAGACCGGUGAUUGUGCUGAAAAGGUUGGAGACUGCUAUGUAAUCCACGGUCGAGCGAACAUUGAUGGUUUUGAAACCCACUCCCAAGAUUCAAUAAAAUAGCUUCUAACUUUACUCAUAGUACUGCACUUCUGGGGCUUCACAGUACAUACUGGCGAAGUUGAAAACGCCCUUUCCAGCCUCCCAUACAUCGCCAAUGCCGUUGCUUUCCCCAUUGAAGAUGAAAAAUGCCAGGAGCGCACGGCCGCUGUUCUCGAAAUCAAGCCUGGUUUCCAAGCAAGGCAACCAGACCUGCAAAGAAUCCGUGCUGACUUGAAAGAAAAGACGGGCUUGUUUCUUUUCAAGUAUCCUACGGUGAUUUAUUGGCUUCGUGAGGGAGAAGAUAUCCCAGAAACAUCAAAUGGGAAAAUUUCUAAAAAGGAAGCCCGGAAGAAGUUUUUUGGUGAUAGAUGGCAGCAUAAUGAGAACCUGGAGAUCCUAGAUCUAAAGGGCAUGGAGUACUGGCGCAUGGGUGGCCUUAGUUAA